AACGCAGGACAUUCGAGAGUCGUGCUCGCUGUGUCUGACGACGACCAAGACGGCGGCGAAGCGAAAACGGAAGGCACACAGCGCGAUUAGAGCGAUAUUAUCUGCGGGAGAAUGAUAGUUGGUCGUGCCCAGCUUCCUUUUACAGCGAGGUCGCGAUGUUUUGACCUUGCUACACCUCUGCUGUCUGGGACAAGCAGGACCAUCACUAGUGCCAGGAUACACAGGUACUAUUGUACUCCAGUUCAUCGUUCCAGUUCUCGCCAUAGCCCAUACAUCAUCACAUCUUCACCCGGUUUUUCUCGCGCAUAUGCACAGAAAACCAAGUCAUCACCUUCAACCACUCGCCAUACAGCUCCUCGCCCUCCAGCGCCGUCAUCGACGCUAAAGACAUCCACAACGUCUAAACCUUCUGCUACCGCGAGUGCAACCUCUUCAGCAACCUCUUCUACGCCCAUAAAUACCGCGACACCGAAUCCAAGUCCUCCUUCAGCCAAGGCCAAGAGUCCAUCGCUAGUGCGGAGUCUACUGGGUAAGAAGUCCGGCGAUGGUGCCUCCAAAACUGGGCUCAAGGCAAAGUCGACCGAUGCCCAGAUAGCAGAACUGGAGAACAUGAUGAAAAUGCCUCGCCAUUUUCCUACCACUGACAUGUGGGGUCAAAAAAUGCUUACCCUUGAUGUCCAAGUACCCCGUGACUUGCGUGCAGUCAUCAGCUUGAGACCUAUCUCUGUUUCUACCAUCUUUGAUGCUAUCAAGGACAAUACAGGCAAUUGGAUGAAGAAUGUUUUUAGUAUGUUCACCAUCGCAAAGGCGAACGCGUUUCCGGACAUAACUGUUAAAUCACCUUGGUCGAGGCAGCUCUUCAAAGUUGGUAGUUAUAUGAAAGAUGCUUGGGUCUCGCCCUUGAUUAGAACAGCUAGCAUCGCAUACGUGGGCAUGAACAAUGCCGUCGCUGAAAAAAGCAUACAGGGGAUCAAAAAUACCACCUCUGACAACAUGCAAGCCAAGCUUCUGAAGCUUGUGCGCAGCCGUGAUCCAGGACUCAUCUAUCACUGGCGAUGUAUCAGCGAAGCCAGUCCUACACGCAUUGUCUCUAUCCGCGCUGCAGAGGGGUAUCUUGCCCAAGAGCCACCUAAACAAGGGAACAGACUUGUCAUUCACGCGCUUGUCAGGUUCGAUUCAUUCCAGACACUACAAGUAUUUACGAAGAAGGGCGUACCGGUUGAUGGAAAGGAACCCAUGAGGCGGCACGUCACCGAGUAUAUGGUAUUCGAGAAGCGGGGAUGGUAUGACACACCAUGGACCGUGAGGGAACAGCUAUACGAAAAGGUGGAAAAGGUUUAGGACGUGGUACGUGGAAGGUAUUUUAGUUGGUGAUUGUUUAAGGGGUUGUGCCAGUGCUUUAAUCUUAAUAGAUCUAAUUUCAUCCGAUAGAAUGGAGGAAAGGAUAUAUGAUCAGGUUCUACGUACUUGAGAUUAUGUAUUUCACCUAACGUUUUAUCUCUUCCCACUG
Molecule: messenger RNA, 1510 nt
Organism: Serpula lacrymans var. lacrymans S7.9
Lineage: Eukaryota; Fungi; Basidiomycota; Agaricomycetes; Boletales; Serpulaceae
Exons: 5
Coding region: 112-1341 (409 amino acids)
Cellular component (GO): mitochondrion
Source: RefSeq, a predicted model, not a curated record